Vidua chalybeata is the source of this 2050-nucleotide messenger RNA. Its product is annotated as mucin-3B-like. The record is from RefSeq and is a predicted model, not a curated record. The transcript has 10 exons. NCBI's taxonomy places the organism in Eukaryota, Metazoa, Chordata, Aves, Passeriformes, Viduidae. Bases 1 to 1251 code for a protein of 416 amino acids.
AUGGCAUCUUCCACCACCACUCUGGGGACAUCAACGAGCACCCUGGUGGUGUCAACCACCACACCCACCUCGGCCACCUCCACGACCACCUUGGUGACCCCCACAGCGCCCACCACCACCACCACCACCCCUUGGACCACCGCUGCUCCUCCUUCAGGGCUGUGUGAGAACGGGGGGACCCCCGGUGGCAGCGGUUGUCUCUGCAGCCCGUCCUACGCCGGUCCGCGCUGCGAGUUCUCCACCGACACCGUGGAGACCAACCUGCCGUUCCCUGGGACCAUCAUGGCCACCCUGGACGUGGAGGUGACCGUCACCAACUUCAACUACUCCGAGGACCUGAAGGACCCCACCUCCGAGACCUUCCGCUCCUUCCAGAACCACUUCCGGCAGGAGAUCAAGAAGAUCUACGGGACCCUCCCUGGCUACGAGGGCGUGGAGAUCACCAGCCUCAAGCCCGGCAGCGUCGUGGUGGGACACCAGGUGUUCUUCACCAUGGCCCAGAGCAGCAGCACCACGGAGAAGUUCCAGGAGACCACGGGGGAGUUGGUGGACAACCUCCAGGAGGCGGAGGCCAGCCAGGGCAACUGCCAGCACAACACCUCCGUGCUGUGCCUGGUGCUGCGACCCAACCCCGUGGUCAGCGACAUGAGGGAGGUGUUGGACCUGGACGAGCUGUGCCACCAGCGAGCCCCCCCCGGCUACGGUGACUUCUUCUCCCCGGACAUCUCCUCGGGGGUCCUGCACUGCGUCACCUCCUGCACGCCCAACCUGCCCCAGAGCCUGGACUGCCACCACGGCCGCUGCCACGUCACCCGCGAGGGACCUCGCUGCUUUUGCCCGGACGAGGACCUGUACUGGUACACGGGGGCGCAGUGCUCGGGCCGGGUCAGCAAGGUGGCCACCGGGCUGGGCGUGGCGGUGGCCCUGCUCUUCCUCAUCUGCCUCAUCCUCGUCGUGGUCCUGCUCUGCCGCCGGCACCGGCGCUCCCGGAGUGACCUCCCCCCCUAUUCGGGGGGUUCCUGGUACGAAUUCGACGAUUUCACCUGGAGCCCCCCACGGGGGGCCGUGAUCCCAAACCCGGGGGUCGCCCCCCAGCCCCCGUUUGAGGACCCCGAGAGCUGGAGAAGACCCCCGGGACCCCCCCCCGCCGCCCCCCGGUGGGGUCCCCGCGCCUUCCGACCGUCCUUGGAGCGGGUGGAUCCCUUCCUGCAGCUGAGGACCCCGAGGCCGAGGGUCACCCAUGACCUGUGACCCCCCCCCGGCACCUCCUGGAGCGCCACGAGGGGACCCCGACCCCAACGAGGAGACCCCGACCCCAACGAGGGGACCCCGACCCCAAUGAGGAGACCCCGACCCCAGUGAGGGGACAUCGACCCCGAAGAGGAGACCCCAACAUGGACCAGAAGACCCCGACCCCAAUGAGGGGACAUCGACCUGGACCAGGAGACCCCAACCCAAGUGAGGGGACCCCGACCCCAACCAGGGGACUCCAACAUGGACCAGAAGACCCCAACACGGACUAGAAGACCCCAACCCCAACUUGGAGACCCCAGCAUGGACCAGGAGACCCCAACAGGGACCAGGAGAUGCUGACCCCAACCAGGAGACCCCAACCCAAAUGAGGGGACCCUGACCCCAACCAGGAGACCCCGACCCAAAUGAGGGGACCCUGACCCCAACCAGGAGACCCCGACCCAAAUAAGGGGACCCUGACCCCAACGAGGAGACCCCAACACGGACCAGAAGACCCCAGCCCCAACCAGGAGACCCCGACCCAAGUGAGGAGACCCCAACACGGACCAGGAGACCCCAACAUGGACCAGGAGACCCCAGCCCCAACCAGGAGACCCCGACCCCAGUGAGGGGACAUCAACCUGGGCCAGGAGACCCCAACCCAAGUGAGGAGACCCCAACAUGGACCAGGAGACCCCGACCCAAAUCAGGGGACCUCGACCUGGACCAGGAGACCCCCAAACCCCAAGAGAGAAUCGGGACCAGCUCCCAGUAGCUCCCAGUAGCUCCCAGUAGCUCCCAGUAGCUCCCAGUAGCU